Molecule: messenger RNA, 900 nt
Organism: Thamnophis sirtalis
Lineage: Eukaryota; Metazoa; Chordata; Lepidosauria; Squamata; Natricidae
Source: RefSeq, a predicted model, not a curated record
GUUCCAGAUCAAAUUUUGCCAGCUAUGCAAACAGGUAUCCCAAAGCGAGGUGCAAGCAUUCAUUUAGCAGGUGUGAGCAGCCAGGCCAAAGUUCUACACUGGAAGAAUACGAUCUACGCCCCGAAGGACGAUGCGUUCUCCAACCAGGAUGGAAAAAUCACAGUUAGCAAAGACGGGCGGUAUUACAUUUACGCCCAAGUCACCUUCUGCAGCAAGCCAGAGCUGCACGCCCCGUUCAACGUCCGUGUCUAUCUCAACCUGCCGUCGGAGACAGAUCAACUGCUACUGAAGGGGGUGGGGACGUACAGCACUUCAGAGGACCUCUGUGGCCUGCAGUCCAUCCACGUGGGCAGGGUUGUGGAGCUCCGGUCUGGCCACACCAUCUUCGUCAACGUAACGGACCUCUCCAGGGUAGAUUACGCCCAUGGGCAUACCUACCUGGGCCUCAUUCAGCUCUCCUAGAAAAAGGUUCUGCGGCCCGCCCUGAUCCCUUCCUCUGCCCUCCAACCAUAUUUAUGAACUCUUUGGUUCCAUUUCUUUUAUAGAUAUAUUUUAUUUAAUUUAUUAAUUAAAGGAGGGGAGGGCGAAUGGUUCAAUUCCGAAGGUUAUCAAAGACAGGCGGCCCUUAAGGUGAGAGGAUAGCUGUGGUUUGCUCCAAGUUGGAAAGCUGAAGGUUGCCGCUUUCAAGACAGCAUCUCAGGUGGCUUCCAGGACUGUCGUUGGAGGAGAAAGCGGUGUGCCUCUUAAACCCAUGCGUGCUUUGCUAGUAGAACUCAAGGAUGGACAAUAUCCCGGUGGGGAAGCAUCUGCUGCUUCAUCCUGGAGGCCCACCCCAGGUCCCAGUUACCUCCAAAGAGGACUAAGAAAGACCCUUAGGAAGAACUGCUUGCUCCUCACCGU